AUGACCCGGCCAAAGACUUCCGAUGUGGUGGAGGUCUAUCCCGGGUCUUGCCUCCUGGCGGCUAAGGCUUCCAUCGACAGCGCAGGACUUUUUGCUGCUCAAGGUGAUGCUAGUGGGGCACGGUCCCCAUCAGUGCUGCAACAGAUCCCAGAGGAAGACAAUGGCAUGUCCUUGCUGGCUUUCUCUGAGGUUUCUCCCUUGGCACUGGCGACGUAUUGCGAUGCUUUGGCCAACUGCCAGGCGGUGUUGAUAACAGUGCAGCCGUCCCUGGGUGCUCUGCUGCUCUGUCCACUUCUGCGCGAAGCCGUCGCUGCGUUGCUAGGUUGUGGCUGCACUAUCCGAUUUCUAGGUGAGACCGUCCCAGCUCUGCUGUGA
This is a messenger RNA of Cladocopium goreaui, 375 nucleotides long. Lineage: Eukaryota; Dinophyceae; Suessiales; Symbiodiniaceae. The record is from the annotation of a GenBank genome assembly.